AUGCAUCGUUGUAGUGUAUUUAAGAAUUCGUGUAUUAAUGUUCCAGUUGAUCCUAUUAGCAAAAUGCCAAAAACUGCGCACGAACGUAAUGGAAAUAAUGCAGCCGAACAGUACUCAAUUGAAUCAUCUACGUCUUGUUCAGUUACAGGAGCUGACGUUGAUUUUGAAAAAUUAAAAGAUUUUUACAAAAGUAUUCCUGACUAUAAUGAUAUUAAUCAUUUAUCAGAGUCGGAGUUUUAUUCAACUUUGAAAAGUUUAAGGGAGAAAAAAAAGUUGAUGCUUGGUAUCGCUGUUGAACAUAUUGAUAAUUGUAUUGAUGAUAAAAUAUAUACCAAGUCUGAUAGAAAUAUUUGUGCAAGUACAAGUUUAAGACGUUAUAACGAAACAACUCUCUCAAACAGCAUAGAUAAUGAUAAAAUAAAACAUAUUUCCCGAAAUAAUGUACCAAAAAAUCUCAGAAGAGGGGUUCGUAAAUUAGACAACACUGUAGUUGAAAAUGAAGGAGAAAAAUUUGAUCAAAUGGAGUCAACAAAGAAAAAUACAUCAUCAGUAAAAGAUAAUCCUAAAUUGAGCCGACCUAGACGUAAUCAUUCCGCAUGUUCCAUUUCUUGGCAUGAUGAUAAAGUAGAACAUAAAAAUACUGAAAUUGAUGAAAAAUUUGAGCAAUAUUUUGAAGGAAACAGACAGUUAAACGAUGACGAUUUAUAUAAAACACAAAGUAUGCCCUCAAGUCCUCUUAGAACAAGAGCUAUGGGUUCGAGUCUACGACGACGUCGGAAAAGUAUUACCAUACCAAAGCCAUUUAAAAUGACGGAAAGAGAUGCAGAAAACCGUAUAGUCAAUGAACUUCGAAGUCUACAAAAGUCACUGUCGGAAGAUAUGCUCCAUCAAAAAAAGGAGAAAAAACGGUUUCGAGUUAAGCCUGUUCCCAUAGAGUCCCGUAUUCCUUUAUACGAUAAAAUAUUAGAGGAUCAAGCCAUGAGACGGGCAAUGACGAAGAUAAAUAGUGAAGCAGAGCUAAGGGCGCAAAUGAAACCGUUUAGUUUUACUAAAAAAGAAGAAACUGGUAUCGGUGCUAUGUGCGCAAGAACUGCAAAUGUUUUACCGAAAUGUAAGAAGAAGAAACGCUUCCGUGCCCGUCCUGUGCCCAAGAAUCUUUUCUCUAAUUAUUUUUAUGAAAAAAAUAAAGAAGAUACGUUUUUUCGCGCAAUGAAUCGUCGUAUACGGGCAGAGGAAAUGUUACGUAAUUCAAGUUUACCAGGUAGUACGGCUUUACGUGAUCGAAGCCGGUUAUCCACGCCUGCAGCACACAGCGAUCUACCGAUAGAUCCGUCACCUGCAGUACCCUCUGUUACCUCAUCGGACAAAAAUAGAUCGACAAGUCCGACGAAAGAUAAACGAAAACCGAAAAACUAUAAAGAAGACUUCAUAACGACAACUCCACGGCCUUUCCGAUUUAACACAGCUGAAAGAGCUUCUAAAAAGAUAAGCGAUAUAUCGAAGAAAAUUUACCAACAUUCUAAGAGUAGUUGCAGUGCCGAUGACAGCUUAGGAAAGAAUAAUACAAUAUUCGAUAAAACUGAAGCAUAUACAGCUUUAGACUUAAAGGGAAUUGCAGCAGGGAGAUCCAAUUUGGCUGCUUUGUUAAGAGCAGAAGCCGUGAGAAGGAAAUUUGAAUUAGAAGCGGCUAGACAUUUAGCAGAUCAACGCAAGCGAGCUGAGACAAAGAAUCGUGACCGCGUACUCCGGGCUAAUCCGGCGUGGCAUUUAGUCAAAAAUAACCACGAACAGGAUAUAGCGAUGCGGCUACAGACCAGGCGUGAUGAGGAAAGAAUGAGAAGAGAGGAGUUUCUUCAUGAAAUGGAAUUAAUGUAUGGUAGAGUGCAACAGCAGCCCAUGUUAUUUGAAAGGUAUUAUGCUCCUCGAUCUGGCGCAACUACUGUCGAUUCUAUUCAACUGUCACCAAGAAAAAGUCCAAGUAAAAAAAGAGCCACGCGGAUGAGCAAAUCUUAUCGUUUUCCUAAUCCUAGUAUAUCGUCUGAGUUUUGUGGCGAUUUAUUCAAAUACUUGGACAAAAUUGAAAAUGCAAAGACAAAAAGUCGUUCACAAUUAUAUGAAGACGUAGAAGCUAUAGAUAGCUUGGACAGAGAAUGAACGUAUUAUAUUACCUUCCAUAAAAUAAUCGAGUGAUUGUUUCUUUUAAUUAUGAAAAGGUUACGGACGUUAUUGUUACAACCAAAAAUAUCUGAGAGAUAUGCUAUAAUUGCAUAAUAGUUGAUGUCCGUUUUUUUUUCUUAGAUUAAAAACCAAUUCUACGUUAUUUACCGAAU
Molecule: messenger RNA, 2330 nt
Organism: Nymphalis io (European peacock)
Lineage: Eukaryota; Metazoa; Arthropoda; Insecta; Lepidoptera; Nymphalidae
Product: protein FAM161B
Exons: 6
Coding region: 1-2154 (717 amino acids)
Biological process (GO): cilium organization
Cellular component (GO): cilium
Source: RefSeq, a predicted model, not a curated record